GUCGGUAGUGUUUCAUGUAAACAAUGACAUUUUAAAAUAAUAGUAUUGCAUUUUAAAUAAAGCUGGAGUGUGCCUGCAUUAGGGAUACUAUACACCAGUGAAGAUGUCCCUAAACCGGAGUAUAUAUCUAUUUUCACGGGUCCAACACCGACUUAGCUCCCUGGCUCCCCGGGGUACCGGUGCUUUGCCUGACAGCCGCGUCUGUCCUGCAUUCGGAGCUGCUGCGGCUCUAAAACACGGUUCACACUCGUCGACGAGCUCUUGCAGACAUGUUUCGUCCAAUAGUUCGUCCCCCGGAACCCCCGACACCUCGCUUUUUGUGCCUCUGACUCUGAAGUUUGAUGGCUCGGUGGAUGGGAGCGUGGGAGUUGAGUUGACACAAACGCUGGAUAAAAAUGAGCUCCUGAAACUUUUAAACCGUUUCUACAAGAGGAAGGAGAUACAGAAGCUGGCGGCAGACCAGGGCCUGGAUGCUCGUCUGUUCCACCAGGCCUUCAUCAGUUUCAGGAAAUAUGUUCUGGAGUUGACAUCUCUCAGUGCUGAUCUACACAUCAUCCUCAAUGACAUCUGUUGUGGGGCAGGUCAUAUAGAUGACAUCUACCCAUACUUUAUGCGUCACGCCAAGCAGAUCUUCCCCAUGCUUGACUGUAUGGAUGACCUCAGAAAGAUCUCAGACCUCAGAGUCCCUGCUAACUGGUACCCGGAGGCUCGUGCCAUCCAACGGAAGGUGAUUUUCCAUGCUGGUCCCACCAACAGUGGUAAAACUUAUCAUGCUAUCCAACGCUACCUAGCUGCGAAGUCUGGGGUCUACUGUGGGCCGUUGAAGCUAUUGGCCCAUGAGAUCUUUGAGAAGAGCAACACGGCUGGUGUGCCAUGUGACUUGGUAACAGGAGAAGAGAGGAUGUUUAUGGACCUAGAAGGCCGAGCAUCUGGUCAUGUAGCCUGUACCAUUGAGAUGUGUAGCGUCACCACACCAUAUGAGGUGGCUGUAAUCGAUGAGAUUCAGAUGAUCAGAGAUUCUUCCAGAGGCUGGGCCUGGACCAGAGCACUGCUGGGUCUCUGUGCAGAAGAAAUCCAUGUGUGUGGUGAGCCUGCUGCCAUCAACUUUGUCAGAGAGCUGAUGUACACUACAGGAGAGGAAGUUGAGGUCCAUACUUACCAGCGUUUAACUCCAUUCUCAGUGCUGGACAGUGCUGUGGAGUCACUUGACAAUCUGAGACCGGGAGACUGUAUUGUCUGCUUCAGUAAAAAUGACAUCUACUCCAUUAGCAGACAGAUAGAGGCCAGAGGACUAGAAUGUGCUGUGAUCUAUGGGAGCCUCCCACCAGGAACCAAGCUGUCUCAGGCCAAGAAGUUUAAUGACCCUGAUGACCCAUGUAAGAUUCUGGUCGCCACAGAUGCCAUUGGUAUGGGCCUCAACCUGAGUAUAAAACGUAUCAUCUUUAACAGUCUGGUUAAGCCCAAUGUCAAUGAGAAAGGGGAGAAGCAGAUGGACACCAUUAGUACAUCACAGGCACUGCAGAUAGCCGGCCGCGCAGGGAGGUUCUCCUCAAAGUUUAAAGAAGGAGAAGUGACCACUAUGUACAGAGAUGAUCUGCCCGUCCUCAAAGAGAUACUCAGCCACACUGUGGAGCCCAUAGAGACUGCCGGUCUCCAUCCUACUGCAGAACAGAUAGAGAUGUUUGCCUAUCAUCUACCUGAUGCCACGCUGUCCAACCUUAUCGACAUAUUUGUCAGCCUUUCCCAGGUGGACGGCAUGUAUUUCGUCUGUAACGUUGACGACUUUAAGUUUCUGGCUGAUAUGAUUCAGCAUAUCCCACUCAACCUGAGGUCGCGUUAUGUGUUCUGUACAGCUCCCAUCAACAAGAAACAACCCUUUGUGUGCACAUCUUUUUUAAAGUUUGCCCGUCAGUUCAGUCGAGAUGAGCCCUUGACAUUUAACUGGGUCUGUCGCCUUGUCAGCUGGCCCCUCACUCCACCCAAAAACAUAAAAGACUUGGUCCACUUGGAAGCAGUUCAUGAUGUACUGGACCUGUAUCUGUGGUUAAGCUUCCGUUUCAUGGACAUGUUCCCAGACACCACCUUGGUUCGGGAGAUCCAACAGGAACUCGACGACAUCAUCCAGGAUGGCGUUAGAAAUAUCACACGCCUUAUCAGAGCCGCUGACCCACUUCAGGCACAGAGCAGCAAAAGUAGCAUAGCGCCACCAAGUGGAAGCACUAGCAGUAGAGGCCAAAGAAGUGGUGGAGAUGCAAGGAAGGUGAUGGACAGUUCUCUUUCCAGUCGUCUGGUACGGGAUGGGCUGUUAACCCCUGAUUUGCUCAGACAGCUGCAAAGGGAGUGGUCUAAACAGAGUCAGACCCCAGAAGAAGAGGUUACUGAUCAGGGGAAAUUAGGAACAGGAAGUCUAAAUAAUAACAAAGGGAAAAAGAAAAAGAAGAAAUGAAUGAGAAAAUAAUUAUUAUAAUUGUUGCAUGUGAUUGAUGGAGAUCCCAAGGAGAUCAGCAACUAGUUUCUGUACUUGGAUGGAUGGAAACAUCAUAAAUUCCAGCUCUUAUUUGCCAUCAACACCAAAUUGUUUAUGAAAAAUUGCAAUAGUUGCUUUAUCAUCGGGUUCAUGACAACUGCUGGACACUUUCUUAGCAUUUAAUUGAUCAAGCAAACUUUCAAGUCAAACUAAAAAAAAUACCAAUAAGAGCAUGGGUUUUCAUGUUAGAGCAGUGAAUUGUUAUGGUCAUAUGACCUGGACUGAGAAUAACACCAGGUUAUUGCAUCAUCUCAAGACUCACGCGAUGAAUAUUGUGGCUGGUGGAUUUUUUUUAUUACAUUUACUGUGGAUACUGAAAAAAAAGAGACUCCAGUUGAGGUAGGUUUCCCCACUGUUGAAAAUUCUUAUUGGCAACCAUUAAUAUUUUGUGGCCAACAGUGAAAUUACUACUACUACUACUACUUCUACUUUCGGCUGCUCCUGUUAGGGGUUGCCACAGCAGAUCAUCCGUUUCCAUCUCUUCCUGUCCUCUGCAUCUUCCUCUGUCAUGCCAGCAACACCUGCAUGUCCUCUCUCACCACAUCCAUAAACCUCCUCUUUGGCCUUCUUCUUUUCCUCUUCCCUAGCAGCUCCUUAUUCAACAACAUAUACAACAGUGAAAUUAAGAUAAAUGAUAAAUUAAGAUAAAUGACAAAAAUUUGUCCUCAUUCCUAAAUAUGGUAUAAAUGAUUUUCAACAAUAGGCACUGUGCAUAUACUUUGUCUGACAGGACUGUAUCCCUUGCCACUGGGUCUUUUUGAGAGAUGUGUAUGUGCUGAGCUGUCCAAAGGCAGUUACAGAAGCAUGUCCUCCCAAACAAGAAACAAAAUACAGGGGAAACACUGGCACCUACCAUAGAUUUAUUAUAUGCAGGGCUUAUAUUUACUUUGGUCACUUUGAAUUUGCAAAAUAGACCGCUUUCAGAAAUCACAUGUUGGAGUAUUUUUGACAAAUCCCUCUGAUGAAGAAGUAUUUUUGAAAUUAGUAUUUUGUUUUUGCAUUUUGUUUGUGUAUUCCAAAUUCAGUGAAUUAAACCCAUUCCUACAAGUGUAAAUACGUUAUUCCAUCUUCUUACUUGUCGUUUGUUGUCUGUUGUACAUUUAGGAUAACCACAAGGUGAUUAUGAUUGA
Messenger RNA from Lampris incognitus (smalleye Pacific opah), 3657 nucleotides. It is a transcript of the gene supv3l1, whose product is annotated as SUV3-like helicase. Lineage: Eukaryota; Metazoa; Chordata; Actinopteri; Lampriformes; Lampridae. Gene Ontology annotation, molecular function: hydrolase activity, acting on acid anhydrides; ATP binding; RNA helicase activity. Bases 104 to 2446 code for a protein of 780 amino acids. Gene Ontology annotation, biological process: mitochondrial RNA 3'-end processing; RNA catabolic process. The record is from RefSeq and is a predicted model, not a curated record. Gene Ontology annotation, cellular component: mitochondrial degradosome. The transcript is spliced from 16 exons.